Messenger RNA from Histoplasma mississippiense, 1014 nucleotides. RefSeq lists its product with no specific name. The transcript is spliced from 4 exons. Lineage: Eukaryota; Fungi; Ascomycota; Eurotiomycetes; Onygenales; Ajellomycetaceae. The record is from RefSeq and is a predicted model, not a curated record. Bases 1 to 1014 code for a protein of 337 amino acids.
AUGGAGGGAAUCCUCUGCUUGACCAUCCAUAUCGUCGAUCUGCACAUACAGAACCUGCAGCAGAAGGCUCUCAUCAGAUUGGCGAAGACUCUGGACAGCUGGGUUGAGGAGGAGAAGCAGCCAGUCAGUCAGAACUUUGCCCGAAUCUUCUGUGAGAGGUUUGUUAAGUAUGUGACAGCAGAUCUGAGUGCAGCAUCAAUUCUGAGAGGGGGUGCUGCCCCGGAUACUCAUCCGCAGCCAAAUGCAGCAAAGACAGCUGCGAGGGAGCCGACUACCUGGGCGGGUGUUGCUCAGAGGGGGAAAAACUCUGCCCUCCCUGGGGUUGCCCCUGCCAAGACUGCGGCUUCCUCGGCAGGCAGGGCUAGUGGAGCUAGCCUGCAGCCCAAAAGCGCCAGUCAGCCAGGGGGCCCCACAGGGGGCACAAAACAGCAGGAGGACCCACGAGUCCUCGUCACCCUCCAGCCAGAGAAACGGGUCGCCCGGCUACAGCCAUAUGCUGUGCGGCAGGCAAUCGCUGCAAACAUUCAGGGGGUGGGGGAUGUGGCCAAUGUGCCGAAGGUGGAGCCCACCAGGACAGGUUGGGCGAUCACACCAAGCGACAGAGGCAUACGCGACGCUCUGACCACUGAGAAGGCAGUGGCUACUCUCUGUGAAGUCCUUGGCGCCACGGAGAUCCGGCUACCAGAGCGGUGGUAUAAUUAUGCUGUCCCAGGGGUCCCAGAAUUUGUCCAGGACUGGGAAGGGGCAAGAAUCCCCACAGACAAGAUGAUUGAGGGAGAGGUUCUGGCUCAGGCAAAGGUAAAGCCAGAUGCCAGGGGUUCUGCCACCCACCAAAGUGUGCGCGACUGGCAAGAUGCUCCAACUGCAGUGAGCCCACAAGCCAGCAUGAGGGGCCAACAGGCGCGGAGUGCAAGAGAGCGCCAAGAUGUGCCAACUGCUGCCAACCCUACCCAGCUGGGCAUCAGCACUGCCCUGCCGCACCCAGGCGCGAGAAUGGCACCCUCAGGCGCCUAA